This is a messenger RNA of Oncorhynchus gorbuscha (pink salmon), 4407 nucleotides long. RefSeq names its product delta-like 4 (Drosophila) (gene dll4). Lineage: Eukaryota; Metazoa; Chordata; Actinopteri; Salmoniformes; Salmonidae. The record is from RefSeq and is a predicted model, not a curated record. Gene Ontology annotation, cellular component: protein-containing complex; plasma membrane. Gene Ontology annotation, molecular function: calcium ion binding. The transcript is spliced from 11 exons. Bases 359 to 2449 code for a protein of 696 amino acids. Gene Ontology annotation, biological process: multicellular organism development; heterophilic cell-cell adhesion; establishment or maintenance of epithelial cell apical/basal polarity.
CUGUCCUACUGUGGAGAGCUGUACUGUCCUACUGUGGAGAGCUGUACUGUCCUACUGUGGAGAGCGAGGAAGACAGCAGCCCGAGCACAACGAGAGAAUAUUGGAUUUUGAUGUUAAACCUUCAUCUCUUUGGACAACCUGAGGAUACUAAGACGGUUCCUUUCGGCGGUUUGGGACAUCCCACAAGGGUUCUAAAAACUGAAGAACAACGAAGUGGAACUCGAAGAAGGAUUUAUAUUUUGUCCUUUAUUUUUUAUAUCCUUUUUGUACCCCCCCCCCCAACACUUUGGAAUAGGGGGCUUUGGAAUAAAGGGGAUAUAUUGGCGGGUGACGCGGUUGCUCAGGACAAGCGAGAAGGAUGGCAGUUUGGUUCACGUUUAUCAUCGCAUUCAGCACCACGAUACUGACACAGGUAUUUGGAUCCGGGGUUUUUGAGCUCGAUCUACAUGAAUUUACAAACAGCAAAGGAUUUCUGGCGAAUGGCAACUCUUGCAGGCUCAACUGCAGGACUUUCUUUCGAGUCUGUCUCAAAAACUACCAGGCUGUAGUGUCGCCAGGUGACUGUAUCUUUGGGAGCGCCGUGACACCGGUCCUGGGGACCAACUCUUUUAGCGUGAAGAACGGGGGCACUUUUGGCAGACCCAUCCGACUGCCUUUCAAUUUUGGAUGGCCGGGAUCGUUUUCAAUGAUAAUUGAAGCCUGGUAUUCACCUUCAGCGGAUCUACCUGUAGACACCAGCAACCCAGAGAUGUUGAUUAGUUUCUUUGCCAUCCAGAGACAGCUGGGCGUUGGAUUCGCCUGGUCUCUGGAUGUUCAGAACGUCCGACAGACGGAGUUAAGGUAUUCUUACCGCUUCAUCUGCAAUGACAAUUACUACGGAGAAAGUUGUUCCAAAAUAUGCACGCCGAGGGACGACCGUUUUGGCCACUACACCUGCGACCGCGACGGCCAGUUGUCCUGUCUGCCCGGCUGGAAGGGGGAAUACUGCGAAGAACCCAUCUGCCUGGUGGGAUGCAGUGAAGGGAAUGGAAACUGCUCCAGUCCUGGCGAGUGUGUGUGCAGAGAGGGUUGGCAGGGUCUGUUCUGUGAUGAGUGUAAGAAGUACCCAGCGUGUAAACAUGGCACCUGCCAACAGCCUUGGCAGUGUACCUGUAAGGAGGGCUGGGGAGGGCUCUUCUGCGACCAGGACUUGAACUUCUGCACGCACCACCGGCCCUGUGUGAAGGGGGCGACCUGUAUGAACACAGGCCAGGGCAGCUUCACCUGUACCUGUCCCCCUGGGUUCACUGGGUUAAACUGUGAGCUGGAGCUGCAGGAAUGUGACAGCAACCCCUGCAGGUACGGAGGACUCUGCACGAACCUGGAUGUUGGCUACAAGUGUUCGUGUCCGCAAGGUUUCGAGGGUUCCCACUGUGAACACAGCCUGCUGACGUGUGCAGACUCCCCUUGCUUCCACAGCGGACAGUGCCAUCAGAAGGACAACGGUCGCAGCUACACCUGCGAGUGUCCUCCCGGAUACACAGGACUCAAUUGUGAGAAAAGAGUGGACAAGUGCACGUCCCUUCCCUGCGCCAACGGUGGUCUGUGUUUGAUCCACGGUGGCGUGCGUCUGUGUAGCUGUCGCUCCGGUUUCACCGGCCAGCGCUGCGAGAUCAACAUCAACGAGUGUGCCGGGAACCCCUGCACCAACGGAGGGACCUGCCUGGACCGCAUCAACGACUACACCUGUGCCUGCCCCCCGGGGUACGCCGGCCGAAACUGUGACCGCGUCCUGGACGAGUGCUCCAUGCGCCCCUGUCUCAACGGAGGACUCUGCACCGGGGAAGGGGGGCCGGGGAAAUCCCCCACCACCUGCAUCUGUCCCGCCGGCUUCACUGGACCCCGCUGUCAGUUCUUUGCAGUGACCCUGCCAGUCGGUGGUGAGAGGAUCAACGGAGAGAGCCAAGAUGGCUUCCAGUGGGCGGCAGUUUCCCUGGCUGUAGGGCUGGUUGCGUUUCUGGUGCUGCUAUGCAUGGUGGGGCUGGCUCUAAGACACAUUCACAGGCAGAUGGGCAGGGACAGAGGAGACCGGGAGACCAUGAACAACCUAUCAGACGUACAGAAGGAUAACCUAAUCCCCGCCUCCCAGCUGAAGAACACCAAUCAGAAGGUUGUACUGGAGGUGGACUGCGAAUCAGAGAAGUCAAAUUUUAUCCACAAGAACUAUCACUUGGACUAUAGUAACGCAAAGUCAAAGGAGUUCAAGGAUGAUAUGUCGCAAGAGGAUAAAAGACUAAAUCACAUCUACGAGAAGUGUUUAGAAGAGAAAAUACCGCUGAGUGGAAUGUACAGUGAAAAGGAGGAGUGUAGGAUAUCAACGAUAUGUUCCUCUCGAGACUCUCAGAUCUACCAGUCUGUCUUUGUUAUAGGAGAAGAGAAGAGGGAGUGCGUCAUAGCAACAGAGGUAUAAAGCUGUGUGAGGUAUAAAAGCGAGGGAGCAAGAAGGCGGAGGAGAAAGGCAAUCAAACGCAGAAAAUAUUUUUCUGGAUUGUUUACAAAGAACCUGAGGAGAGACUGAAGAUCUGUUUCUGAUGUCACUGCUGCUCUGGAGCACUAGAGAGACGGGACCAUGGAGAAAAACAGAGAGACAGAGAAGAGAGCGGAAUCUCUCCUCUGUGAAAAAUGAAAAAAUUAACACUCUAGACUGAACUUUACUGAACUUUAACAUUGACCGAGUGUUUGUAUACAAAAUGUGUACAGUUCACAGUCAUGGACCUAUUAACUGUUAAAUGACUGACUGACCUGCACUGGGUGUGGAGGGGACUGGUAGAGUGUCAUUAUUAAGAAAAAACAGUUCACAGUCAUGGACCUAUUAACUUCUGGGAACAAAUGGACAAAUGAACUGUUAAAUGACUGACUGAACUGCACUGGGUGUGGAGGGGACUGGUAGAGUGUCAUUAUUAAGCAAAAACAGUUCACAGUCAUGGACCUAUUAACUUCUGGGAACAAAUGGUUAAAUGAACUGUUAAAUGACUGACUGAACUGCACUGGGUGUGGAGGGGACUGGUAGAGUGUCAUUAUUAAGCAAAAACAGUUCACAGUCAUGGACCUAUUAACUUCUGGGAACAAAUGGUCAAAUGAACUGUUAAAUGACUGACUGAACUGCACUGGGUGUGGAGGGGACUGGUAGAGUGUCAUUAUUAAGCAAAAACAGUUCACAGUCAUGGACCUAUUAACUGUUAAAUGACUGACUGAACUGCACUGGGUGUGGAGGGGACUGGUAGAGUGUCAUUAUUAAGCAAAAACAGUUCACAGUCAUGGACCUAUUAACUGUUAAAUGACUGACUGAACUGCACUGGGUGUGGAGGGGACUGGUAGAGUGUCAUUAUUAAGCAAAAACAGUUCACAGUCAUGGACCUAUUAACUGUUAAAUGACUGACUGAACUGCACUGGGUGUGGAGGGGACUGGUAGAGUGUCAUUAUUAAGCAAAAACAGUUCACAGUCAUGGACCUAUUAACUGUUAAAUGACUGACUGAACUGCACUGGGUGUGGAGGGGACUGGUAGAGUGUCAUUAUUAAGCAAAAACAGUUCACAGUCAUGGACCUAUUAACUGUUAAAUGACUGACUGAACUGCACUGGGUGUGGAGGGGACUGGUAGAGUGUCAUUAUUAAGCAAAAACAGUUCACAGUCAUGGACCUAUUAACUGUUAAAUGACUGACUGAACUGCACUGGGUGUGGAGGGGACUGGUAGAGUGUCAUUAUUAAGCAAAAACAGUUCACAGUCAUGGACCUAUUAACUGUUAAAUGACUGACUGAACUGCACUGGGUGUGGAGGGGACUGGUAGAGUGUCAUUAUUAAGCAAAAACAGUUCACAGUCAUGGACCUAUUAACUGUUAAAUGACUGACUGAACUGCACUGGGUGUGGAGGGGACUGGUAGAGUGUCAUUAUUAAGCAAAAACAGUUCACAGUCAUGGACCUAUUAACUGUUAAAUGACUGACUGAACUGCACUGGGUGUGGAGGGGACUGGUAGAGUGUCAUUAUUAAGCAAAAACAGCGAACCUGAACUGAAGUCAAGCGUCCUUGGCAGCGAUUGGAGGAGAGAGUAGGUGAAACAGGAAAAAUGUCCGUAGCUCGUAGUUGAACCCUGAUGCCUCAGUUGACCCUUGACUUAUCUCCAAGGGUAAUCGCGGUGACUCGCGACAGCCAACUAAUCAAAAUGGAGGUGCCUGAGAUUAGACUGAUCUUUAACCCCUAGCCAGCAUCAUUGACCUGCUAUGCAGGGUCCAGGGUGGAGCUAACUCAAUGAAGAUCACCCACUGACCGCCACGACCGACCAGCAGUCGAAACCACAACCACAACUACAACCACAACCACAACCACAACAAACACAACGAGAUGAAUCUCUUGACUGAACAAACAAUC